AUACUAGAUGGUUCUCCAUUCUCCUGUAGACCACCAUAAAUAGAGUGGAGCUCGUUUUACCAAAUAUUUACCCUUUUCGUUGGCUUCUAGAAUUCAGCCGAAAACUCUUUUUCGUGCCCCUGUUAUUUUGCGUAACCGUCUCACACCGAUCUACUUGCUAAGAAGGGAAAAAUGGCAGGUUCCCAUAUUGCACAUGCUGCAUACAAGGGUCCAAGUGUAGUGAAGGAGAUUAUGAUAGGGAUUGCUCUUGGAAUAGUUGCUGGGGGUUUGUGGAAGAAGCACCAUUGGAACAACCAGAGGAGAACUAAGGAAUUCUAUGAUCUGCUUGAGAAAAAUGAGAUCAGUGUUGUGGUUGACGAGUAACUAAAAGUCUGGUCAGAUACUAUUUGAAUUUUAAUGUGUUGUUUUCUCACUUGGAAUUAUAAUGAAUAAUGAUAGUUCAUUUGAAUAUAUUCAUGAGACAUACAUUUAAGUUGGGAAA
Molecule: messenger RNA, 481 nt
Organism: Solanum pennellii
Lineage: Eukaryota; Viridiplantae; Streptophyta; Magnoliopsida; Solanales; Solanaceae
Product: cytochrome c oxidase subunit 5C-like
Exons: 2
Coding region: 172-363 (63 amino acids)
Source: RefSeq, a predicted model, not a curated record